AUGACAACGUUGCACCACUCGCUCCACACCGGUGGUUCGCCCUGUCCAUGCUGCAGUCGACCGUGGGAGGAGUUGCCGGAUUUCAACCCCAAUGAAGCUGUGUCCUUAGCGAAAGGAGAACCGAGAGGAGACGGGAUUCUUCGCGUCUCAGGCGUUGUUUCUAGAGCCAGGAAGCUCAGUUCUCGCCUUCUGUUCGCGGAUGUGUCCUGGCCUCCAACCGGUGCGUCAGGUGGGCAAGAUGGAGGGGCUGAAGCCGUCACGUGCCGUUCACCACGGGCAGCGAUACGCCAUGCAUCUUUGAACACCACCACUAGUGGCUUUCCCAGAGGUGAAGAAGAGACGUGUUCAAGAUCACCAGUUGGUGAUUGGACAAAGAGGGACGGAACGAAGGAGAUGGAGCCGUCGCAGCACAGUGUGUCGUGCACGGAUAGGGGGUGGCAGGAAAACAACUUCAUCUCCCCUGAUGAGGGAGAAGCCGAGCAUCAUGCUGCGGGCCACGACAGAAAAGAUAAUCUCAGCGAACCUAGAUCUACGAAAACUGAAGCAGACCCCCCCGGUGGAUGUAAAACGCAGCUGGUGUUCGACUUUGCAGCGUUUGUGGGGAUCUGCAGAAACUGCUUCGCGCGCAGGAUUGGUCUCGAGAAUGGGCCGGAAAGCAAUCCGUCAGAUAAACUCUGUUUCGCACAAACCCAAGCAACAGACACCUCACCGGCGUCCUCUUCUGUAGACGGCCGCGCUUUCCCGCAGGAUGUCCGACAUACUUUGGAAAACACUUGCCAACCCCCUGAAGCAAUUUUCAGGAGCCUCUGUGCUCUGCUGCUCCACGCUGGUUGCCAGUUGUGCGUGGCAGGCAACCCCAUAAAAACGAAAAGCGGUCAUUUGUCGCUCUCUGUAACGGUCGUCACCUAUGUCCAGGCGCCGCCUACUUUUGAAGCUCUUAACAGACUGUGCAAGAGCGUCCAGGAGGCCACCUUGCCGCUAGAGGCUUUGAUUGCCUCGACGACCGUUGGGAGUCGGUGGCUCGACUGUUCGGGAACCACGCAGGGGAAGUCGCUAUUCCACCAGCUGCUGCAAUCAACGGCACAGGAAAGGAAACCUAUGCUCAAGAGGCUUUGCCGGCGUCUGACUGAUCGGCCACUAGAGAGAAUGCGGCCUCCAACUUUUGUCGCAGAAGACCUCGCCACUCUGGAUUUCACAAAGUUGCUUCGGACGGAGUGGCCGAUCUCUGACUACUUCGACAAUUGUCUCCAUUCCACAUGUACCGCAGCUGUGACCGGGCCCCAGAAACAAGCAAAGCCCACUGCGUCGUCUACCAAGAAAGCUGCCGAUAUGCAAGAGUAUAUGACCCACAAGAAAGGUCCUCAAGUUCGGUGGAUGAUACAGCAGAUCAGGCAUCUGUACGAGAGCUUGCACUCGCGACAGAUCUCGACACCAAGCUCACCGAGACUCGGAAGCAAGGAAACAGAAACUAAGAUUCGAUGUCUCGAUGUUGGAGGCGGAAGGGGAGACCUCGCAUUCGCCUUAGCUACUAGUUUCCCUCAGUUGCAUGUAACGGUUCUUGACAUCAAUGCGACGUCGCUCGCUGCUGCUCGACUGCGUGCGGAAGAUGCGGAAAUUCCCAACAUCGACUUCGUGUGUGAGGACUUCAGCCAGUAUGAAAUCAGCUCUGACACGAAACUGAUUGUGGGGUUGCACUCAUGCGGAGGUCUUGCUGACUCCAUCAUCUCGAGCGCUAUGGCACUAGGAGUAAGCUUCGUUGUCAGCACGUGUUGUUUCUGCAAGCAUCCUCAUCUCCGAAUGGAGUCCCUGGUGAAACAACUGCACGAGCUCCGUAAUGCUCGAUCGCGAACAGCAGUCGGAGAAGAGGAACGACCUGAACCACAGGGCGCAGAGCGCCUCAACCCAGAACAUUCCACCGUUGUGAAAGACCGUCAUCCUGUCGUGCUAAGCUAUCCAGAGCCCAGGCUUGCAGGAGAGUCGCAGAUGGACCAGGUGAUAAAGAUAGAGCCUCUUCUUCCCCGUCUGUGCAAGCUAGCAGAAAGCAGCGACAGGGCAGUAAGCCUAGCGGCCAUGCACGCGGUAAACGCCUGGCGACUAGCCUGUGUAAACGAGAUCAGCAGACAGCGAGUGACGCCGGACCUGAGCGGAUGCGAGUUGCCCCCAAGAAAUCCUUUGUACGGAGAACUCUGCAUAAAAGCAUUUGCGCAAGAGUACUCCCCCAAGAACCUUGUCCUUGUCGGUGUCGUGAGGUCUCUUGUGAAAUGA
Messenger RNA from Neospora caninum, 2265 nucleotides. RefSeq lists its product as hypothetical. The record is from RefSeq and is a predicted model, not a curated record. The coding region runs from base 1 to 2265 and encodes 754 amino acids. The transcript has 5 exons. Lineage: Eukaryota; Apicomplexa; Conoidasida; Eucoccidiorida; Sarcocystidae.